AUGGAUGAACACAAGAAAUUUCUUACAGAUCGUCUGCUCAGUGAGGAGCGGCCGAUCACAUAUCGCCUUCUCAGCAGAGCAUUGGAUGUCCACGUCAACACUGCCAAAGAGAUGCUAUAUGACUUCCACAAGUACCAGAAUGCUCUGCGCUCUGACUCUGUGUAUGCCACCUAUCUCGUUUAUGGCGCCAAAACCUCGGAUAAUGCUCAAGCCGAUGGGGAUGUGGAGAUGACCAGCUCCUUGCCCGACAAUGAUGCCCUCUCCGAGGACGUAGCCACUACGACUCUAACCCUGGCUAGAGAGGAAGAACUCAAAGAUGUCUUGGCAGAUUACAAACAAGUCACUGCUAUUCAUGUCUACAGCCUGGCGCCUCAUCCCCAAAAGGAUCUAUCCCUUCUCUCCGAUGUCUCAACACAACUAUCCGAGUACUCGAUAAACGAAGACACGGCUGCAGCAGCGAAGAAAUACGGAACCAUUCCUAACACCCAGAUGCGUCGGAGAGACCGAAAGGAAUGUUCCAAGGCUACUGCGCCACCAUCCAAGCCUGUGAAGCAGGAGCCCGUAGUUCCCAAGCCAACUCCUGCAGCGAAAACCAAACAAAAUCCCUUCGCUCCAAAGCCUUCACCUACCGACACCAAACCCGUCAAGCAGGAGGAACCAGAGCCGUCCUCUAAGAAUGCAACGCCAUCGUCAAGUGCUGGAAAGAAGCCGCCAGCUCUGAAGAAGGGCGGCUCAGGGGGAAUCAUGCAAUCGUUUGCCAGGGCAGCUGCGCUGCCGCCUAGGCCCAAGCCCGCUCCUAAGAAGGAGGAGGAUACAGCAAUGGCCCUCUCUGACGAUGGUGAAGCAGAUGACUCUGAUCUUCCCGCCAAAAAAGAGACUGCCGAUCCCGAGGCUGUGAGAGCGGCGAGGAAAGAACGCGAGGAUGCUUUGAGGCGCAUGAUGGAGGAUGACGAUGAUGAGGAGGACGCCGAAGCGUCUGAGAAGGACGAUGAACCAGCCGACGAGGAGAUGGAGGAGGCGCCGGAGCCCGAACCCGAACCCGAGCCAGAGGCCAAGAAGGAGGAACAGGAGUCAACCGAGGUGGUAUCAAGUAGCGGGGACGGACGGCGCAGGGGAAGGCGGCGGGUGAUGAAGAAGAAGCGCAUCCUGGACGAUCAGGGAUACAUGGUGACGAUUCAAGAACAGGGCUGGGAAUCAUUCUCGGAGGAUGAUGCCGCACCACCCGCGAAGAAGCAGGCGGUGGCGGUGACGCAGACGCAGACGCAAUCAUCAACACCGUCGUCGUCGGCAGGCAAGGCAAAGAAGCCCGCCGGCAAGGGACAGGGGAACAUCAUGUCCUUCUUUGCCAAGAAGUAG
Ilyonectria robusta is the source of this 1356-nucleotide messenger RNA. Its product is annotated as DNA polymerase subunit Cdc27. Gene Ontology annotation, molecular function: DNA-directed DNA polymerase activity. Gene Ontology annotation, cellular component: delta DNA polymerase complex; nucleus. NCBI's taxonomy places the organism in Eukaryota, Fungi, Ascomycota, Sordariomycetes, Hypocreales, Nectriaceae. The coding region runs from base 1 to 1356 and encodes 451 amino acids. The record is from RefSeq and is a predicted model, not a curated record. The transcript is spliced from 5 exons. Gene Ontology annotation, biological process: DNA strand elongation involved in DNA replication; DNA synthesis involved in UV-damage excision repair; nucleotide-excision repair, DNA gap filling.